AUGUUCUUCGGGGUUGCGGAGGCAUGCUGCACCCUGUGCACCCGCUUGGAAGGUUGUGUCGGCUGGUCGAACACCGUCAAGCCUGAUAUCGCCUCUAUCGACGGGACAAAAAAGUGUGUGCUGUACUCGUCUGUCAGCGGCCCGCCCGUGGAAGACAAGGCAAUGAACCGCGCCAUUACCAGCGGCAUACCGAGAGACGAAGAGAGUAUGAUGUACCUCGCGCACUCCAUGUCCAUAGCAAAAAGUUGGUGCACACCGGACAACGCGAGGGUCCUGGGCAGCGGCAAGAAACUGACGGUGAAGGCGGCGGCGCCAGUACCAAUCGCAGACGAGGAAGGCGCGCUACCGCUGUGCAGGUCCACCAACGUCCUCCCCGAACCCGGCCGUUGGGUGGGUCUACAGGAUGUAGAAUGCGGUGACAUGCGAGCAGAGGGUGUUAAUGGGGACCCUGUUUGGCCGGAAUAUCGCAGAGACAUCUUCGGUGUCACCAAGGUGAGUGUGCUAUCAUUUGCUAGCUUGUUUGCCCCUUAUAUCGGCCAGCCCGAGGAGUGCUUCUUCAAGCCUUACAACCUUCCCACGUCGGGUGGCAAGGUGGACGGCUACCAGCAAGCGAUUACAGGAGGCUACGUGUGGAAGCCUUACGACUGUCGCUACUCUCUGUUAAAUGUGGAAGCGCGCCACACUUGCUUCGAGGCCUUGAACAUCACCAGAUUUCUUGACUACGGGGAUAGGCAGCCAAGAGCCGAGCUGUGGCUACCGAGAAACGUCGAUGUGAACGCAAAGAGAGCAGUCAACCAAAAGGAGCGGGCUCGAGGGCAACAGGCCGACUGUCCAACCGGGUUCUAUAUGGAUGAUGCCAACACUUCCGGUGGUGGCUUGCCUAUCAAGUACCGCUACUGCGGUUUACCCGCCCUCUACGACUCCAAGGACGACGCCAUCAGAGACUACAUUCUAUCGUUUCGACCGGACGUCGUUCUGGCCAACUGGGCCAUGAUGCACAAGCUGUGGCGCCAUGGCUAUGGCAGCGAGAUCACCCCAUUUUUCGAGAAUCUGGGCAGGACAUUGGACAAAAUGACGGAGAAUGGAGAAUUCCGCCCUAGGUUUCUGUUCUGGAUGUCUUCCCCCUUCCUGGUGAGCGAGAGGGAGCCACACUGCGUCCUGGAACGUGCUGUGCAGUUCAACGACGGCCUUCGGGCUGUGCUGGAACCCAGGGGAUGGAUUGAGGCGAGUGCCCGGCUCCGAGUGCAGUGGAUGAACUACGACAGUUGUUUUUUUACCUUCGAGGUGAACUGGACGACCUUGACCAAGAAGUGGGCUGUCGACAUCCAGGAUGGCAUGCACCACCUUAAGCACGCCACGAGGAUGUUAGCGCACCUGCUGGUACACCGCAUGUGUCAAGACCGCGAGGACCCUGGCCCUUGA
Ectocarpus sp. CCAP 1310/34 is the source of this 1422-nucleotide messenger RNA. The record is from the annotation of a GenBank genome assembly. NCBI's taxonomy places the organism in Eukaryota, Phaeophyceae, Ectocarpales, Ectocarpaceae.